Sus scrofa (pig) is the source of this 4094-nucleotide messenger RNA. RefSeq names its product transmembrane protein 201 (gene TMEM201). Gene Ontology annotation, molecular function: lamin binding; actin filament binding. Lineage: Eukaryota; Metazoa; Chordata; Mammalia; Artiodactyla; Suidae. Gene Ontology annotation, biological process: nuclear migration along microtubule. The record is from RefSeq and is a predicted model, not a curated record. Gene Ontology annotation, cellular component: nuclear inner membrane.
GCCGGCUACAAAGCGGCGAAGGUCACGGCGCGGGGAGGCGCGCGCCGCCGCUCCGCGUCCCGCCUGCGUCCCUCGGCUCUGCCGCCACCGCCUCCCGACGCUGCCCGCCGCCGCCCACCGCCUGCGCGAGGAGCCAUGGAGGGAGUGAGCGCGCUGCUGGCCCGCUGCCCCACGGCCGGCCUGGCCGGCGGCCUGGGGGUCACGGCGUGCGCCGCCGCCGGCGUGCUGCUCUACCGGAUCGCGCGGAGGAUGAAGCCGACACACAGCGUCGUCAACUGCUGGUUCUGCAGCCAGGACACGGUGGUGCCCUACGGGAACCGCAACUGCUGGGACUGCCCCCACUGCGAGCAGUACAAUGGCUUCCAGGAGAACGGUGACUACAACAAGCCGAUCCCCGCUCAGUACCUGGAGCACCUGAACCACGUGGUGAGCGGCACACCCGGCCCCCGCGCCCCCGCGCAGCCCCCACAGUGGGUGAGCAGCCAGGUGCUGCUGUGCCGGAGGUGCAGCCACCACCAGACCACCAAGAUCAAGCAGCUGGCUGCCUUCUCGCCGCGCGAUGAGGGCAGGUACGACGAGGAGAUCGAGGUGUACCGGCACCACCUGGAGCAGAUGUACAAGCUGUGCCGGCCAUGCCAGGCGGCCGUCGAGCACUACAUCAAGCACCAGAACCGCCAGCUGCGCGCCCUGCUGCUCAGCCACCAGUUCAAGCGCCGGGAGGCCGACCAGACCCACUCGCAGAGCUUCUGCUCGUCUGCAGUGAAGGCCCCGGUCCAGGUCAUCGCGCUCCGUGCCCUCGCCUUCCUGGCCUGCGCCUUCCUGCUGACCACCGCGCUGUACGGCACCAGUAGCCCCUUCGCCCCCGGGGCCCCCCUGCCCCCGGCCCUGCCACCUGGCAGCAACGGCUCAGCUACGUCCGACAAUGGCACGGCCCCUGGGGCAGAGGGCUGGCGGCAGCUGCUGGGCCUGCUGCCUGAGCACACGGCAGAGAAGCUGCGCGAGGCCUGGGCCUUCGGGCAGGGCCACCAGCUGGGCGUCGUGGCGUUGGGCCUGCUCACCUGCCUGCUGGCCAUGCUGCUGGCCGGCCGCAUCAGGCUCCGGAGGAUCGACGCCUUCUCCACUGGCCUGUGGGCCCUGCUGCUGGGGCUGCACCUGGCCGAGCAGCACCUGCAGGCUGCCUCGCCCAGCUGGCUGGACACGCUCAAGUUCAGCACCACGUCCCUGUGCUGCCUGGUGGGCUUCACAGCAGCCGUGGCCACGAGGAAGGCGACAGGCCCACGGAGGUUCCGGCCCCGAAGGUGCUUCCCGGGUGACUCUGCGGGCCUCUUCCCCACCGGCCCCAGCCUGGCCAUUCCGUACCCGAGCAUCGCAGGCUCUUCACCAUCUCUGUUCGUCCCCACCCCGCCCGGCUUCCUGCCCCUCGCCAACCAGCAGCUGUUCCGGUCCCCCCGACGGGCCUCACCCUCCUCGCUGCCCGGCCGCCUCAGCCGGGCCCUCUCGCUGGGCACCAUCCCCUCUCUGACACGAGCAGACUCCGGGUAUCUGUUCAGCGGGAGCCGCCCACCGUCUCAGGUGUCCCGAUCUGGGGAGGUUCCGGUUUCAGGUUACUUCUCUCUGCUCUCCGGGAGCUGCCCCUCCUCCCCAGUCCCUUCCCCGGCGCCCUCUGUGGCUGGCUCUGUGGCCUCCAGCUCCGGCUCCCUGCGCCACCGCAGGCCUCUCAUCAGCCCUGCCCGGCUCAACUUGGAGGGGAGGAAGCUGCUGCUGUUCCCGUCUCCCUCUGGGGAGGCCCCCAGCAUGCCCAGCAGCCCAGAUGAGCACUCGCAUCCCAACGGCAGCCUCUGCACUGUCGAGCCACCCCAGGUGCCCCAGAAGCAGCCAGCGCGGGACACGAAGCACACUCUGGACAUGAAGUCGGUGCCGGAAAGAGACAGCACCUGCAGCAGUGGUUCCAUCAAGAAAGAGGACGACUCGUCCCAGUCAUCCUCCUGCGUGGUGGACACCACCACCAGAGGCUGCGCGGAGGAGGCCACCGCCUGGCGAGGUCGUUUUGGCCCCUCCGUGGUCCGAGGCCUCCUGGCCGUGAGCCUGGCCGCCAACGCCCUCUUCACCUCGGCCUACCUGUACCAGAGCCUGCGCUGACCCAGCCUCCGCAGCCUCUGCAGCCUCCCGCACCCGGAGUCCCGGAGGGUGCGCCCCGGUGCACGCCGCUUCCACCACUGCCGGCUCGGCCCUCCGCAGGGGCUGCCGCCUCCGCCCUCCUCUCCAGGGCCCGUGGCCUCCAGGGAGCCCGCUUCCCGGACACUUUUCCCUGCCCGCCGGGCCGCGGGGCAGGGUGCGGGCUUGGGGUCGCGCUCCUCCCCGCCCUACCCUUGGCUGAUAUCAGUUGUGUGUUUGGUGCUGACACUCUGAUCCUGAAGCCAGGGAUCCCCGAGGGGCUGCGUGACCCUCGGGUCCCCUCCCCACCAUCCAGCCCUGCCUGGCAGGACUGCCUCUACUACUGUAACGGGAGCAGGAGCUGGGCUGCCCCCUGACCCCGCGCCCGCGGGCCGCGAUCACAUCUUGGUACUGUACUCCUGGUCCUGCCGGCGUCUCCAGCUCCCUGUGGGGAGGGGGGAGCGUCCGGGUGUCACCGCCCGGGCCCAGCCUGGUGGAGGGCACACCUGGCCUGGCAGGCCCUGGAGGACCGUUACCCUCUGCCCUCUCGUGCCCCUUCCUGGGGGCUCCGACUCCAGGGAGAGCAGGGGAGUUUCCCCACCCAGAGCUCCUGAGCGCCCCGGGUCUCUCGCCCCGCUGGACUAGUGUAAGCAAAUCCCACCCCCCCACCCCCGGCUCCUCUCUGCCUGCGUGCGCCCCCAUUUUAUUACCUCUGUGACCCGGAGAACCCUGUCCGGGCUGCCCACCCCAUUUUCCUCCCUCUGCACUGCCCACAGGGGCCUCGCCUGACCCCUCAGCCUGCAAGUCUCAGGUGAGACUGGGCCCCCCGCGACCCUGCUGUGAACCCAGCUCCUCUCAACCACUGAGACCCUGCCUCCCUCCCUUUCAUGCUUCUCUCGCAGGAGCUCAGCAUGACUUCUGUCUCCAGCCACUGUGGCAGGCCCACUUCCUGCCCCGUGCCCCUCGGUCCUGCCACUGCCCUGCCAGCUGAUUCUGCAGGUGGCUCCCCACCCCUGCCUCCUGGGGGAGAAAGAGUGGCCUCGGGCUGGCAAGGGGGCCCUCAUAAGGUUAGGAGAGAUGAGAGACUGAGUCUGUGGGUGUCAGAACCCCCAUCCUGCUGCCCUGGGCCCUGGACACAGGUGUGGGGCAGCGUGCGUGUGUGUGUGCGUGUGUGUGUGUGUGUGUGUGAGAGAGCACACAUUUGUGCCGCUUGGGGAGGAAGCAGUGGCCUCGGUGAAUUCUGAGACUCGCUGCGGGGGGGUGGCGGGGGGGUCAUGAGGGCAGGGGAAGGGUCUUCACUCUGUCAUUCAGGGAUAAAGUUUAAUUUUAUUUUUCUACACAUUUUUGCCAGGUAAGGCAUUCUGCUGAUAAGCAGGAUGUCCCCAGUUCUCCCAGCCAGGGAGGUUUAGUUUUUUUAAGCUUUGGGUGCUUUUUUAGUGAUUUUUUUUUUUUUUUUUACUACGUGGGGAAGGCAAUAGCUCUGACUUCCCCCCACACCUGAGAGCUACUGUUUCCUGCCCUGCCCCCUGCCCCAGAACACGGGGAAUUGGGGGCCCAGGGGCCACGCCAGGUCCCUGAAUCCAACAGCCAGAGAUGGUUCCAACUCGGAGGUGGUGCCUCUUGGCCUCCAGUGGUAUAGUGGGCAUGUGUGUCAAGUUUUUAAUUUACUUUUUGCCCUUAACCAAGCCAAACUCCAUUCCUGAACGCCCUUCCUCUCUGGCUAUGAGGAAGCCCUAACAGUGCCCAGUGCCCCCUCUCAUGCCCAGGCCAGCCUGCCCCCUCGGCCCGGGGCCAGUGGUCCCUCCAGCCCACAGGGUCACGGGAGAGGCCAGGCGGGGAGGGGGUUUACUUAUAUUUUCUUUCAAACAAGAAACACAACCUUAUUUUUCUUUACAAAAGCAAAAAAGGAAACCAAAAAAGAUACCAACCUUUGAACUAUA